AUGGCAUCAGAAUUCACUGUCAACCAUAUUAAUGUUAAUGACAUACAUCCCUGUUAUGAAGUACAUAAUGGCUCUUACAUCCUGAAAGGCACCCCUUCUACGAUAUGUGUUUUAUUAUUUAUUUUCUUUGGCUCAUUAUCUGUUGUCACAAUAUGUGGAAACCUUCUUGUAAUAAUCUCCAUCAUUUACUUCAAACAGCUCCACACUGCUACAAACUCUCUCAUUCUCUCUCUGGCUGUGGCAGACCUUCUUGUUGGUCUUGUAGUUUUUCCUUUCAGCAUGGUAUUCUCUCUUAGCUCAUGUUUGUAUUAUGAAGAUUUAUUUUGCAAAGUACGAGGAAACUUCGACGUAACACUGAGCACAGCUUCCAUUUUGAAUUUAUGUUGUAUUUCCAUUGACAGAUAUUAUGCAGUGUGUCAGCCUCUGAACUAUAGAACUAAGAUAAAUGUUAAUGUUGUUGUGGUCAUGAUCCUGGUAAGCUGGAGUGUUUCUGUUCUAGUUGCCAUUGGCUGUUCAAUUCCAGGAUUAAGUAAUGAAAAAUGUGAAGAAAACUGUUUUAUUGAUGUUCUACUUGCAAACAUUUUGGGACUUAUUUUCUCAUUUUAUCUCCCAGUGAUCAUAAUGCUCUGUAUCUACCUAAAGAUUCUCUGUUUUACCUUUCAGCUUUUGAAUCACGUGUCCGUGUUUGUUCCACUGUUUGAAACUCUCAACUGGUUUACACUGUCAAAUUCAAUGCUCAAUCCAUUCAUUUAUGCUUUCUUUUACAGCUGGUUCAGAUCAGCUUUCAGAAUGAUCAUUUCAGGAAAAAUAUUUCAAGGUGAUUUUACGCACACAAAACUGCUGUGA
Molecule: messenger RNA, 846 nt
Organism: Sebastes umbrosus (honeycomb rockfish)
Lineage: Eukaryota; Metazoa; Chordata; Actinopteri; Perciformes; Sebastidae
Product: trace amine-associated receptor 8b-like
Exons: 1
Coding region: 1-846 (281 amino acids)
Biological process (GO): G protein-coupled receptor signaling pathway
Cellular component (GO): membrane
Molecular function (GO): trace-amine receptor activity
Source: RefSeq, a predicted model, not a curated record